AUGACGAUCACUACAGAUCAGGGUGCCCAGUUCGAAUCCAAAUUGUUUUCAGAAUUAUUAUCGAUCCUAGGAAUCAACAGGAUCAGAACCUCGUCGUAUCAUCCUGCUUCCAACGGCAUGGUGGAGCGUCUCCACCGAGACAUCAAGUCAGCUCUCAUGUGCCACGGAGACAACCAAAACUGGGUUCGUUUACUGCCCACAGUCAUGCUUGGACUACGCACGCGCAUCCGUUUAGACACCGAUGCUAGUCCAGCUGACUUAGUUUUCGGCAAGUCAAUGAGGAUUCCCAGUGAUUUCUCUCCCUUCACCAACGAAGAGCCGAACGUUCGUGUCUUCUACAACGAAUUUCGCGAUUACAUGAGACAACUGAGACCAGUUCCAGUUAAUCACAAGACAGCUACCAAGCCAUUCACACAUCAAGGUUUAGAUACCUGUACACACGUCUGGUUACAGGAAAAACCUAUUAAACCUGCAUUGACGCGGCCCUAUACUGGACCUCACAAAAUAAUUUCGCGCAAUCUAGCGAACCACACCUUUAACAUAGAUAAGGAUGGCACUGUCAAAACAGUCAACAUUGAACGGGUGAAGCCCGCGUUCAUCCUGCAAGAUGAUCCCGACGGCACUAAGGAAAAUACCACUCCUGAACCGAUCAGGAUUCCUUCACCGACGGAUAUUAACUGCGUUCAACCAGCAGAUGACACACGUCCAGCACCCCUCACCACUGAUCCGGUGGAUCACCCUAUUCCUUCCCCACAACCUCAUACACCCAAACGUACGAAGUUCGAACAUUUUAAAAUGGAAUAG
Nasonia vitripennis (jewel wasp) is the source of this 804-nucleotide messenger RNA. RefSeq lists its product as uncharacterized. The record is from RefSeq and is a predicted model, not a curated record. The transcript has a single exon. Bases 1 to 804 code for a protein of 267 amino acids. NCBI's taxonomy places the organism in Eukaryota, Metazoa, Arthropoda, Insecta, Hymenoptera, Pteromalidae. Gene Ontology annotation, biological process: DNA integration. Gene Ontology annotation, molecular function: nucleic acid binding.